UGAAGCUGCCUGGCAGUGAGGACUUCCCAGUAAUUAAAUUCUCCGGGAUCCGUGGGAAGAUGGGGCUGCUCCGCGCCCGGGACGCGGCGUGGCGGAGGAAAGGAUGUGUGACCUGCGCUCCGUGAAAACAGCAACGCAUCCUGUAAGAGACAUGGAUAGAUUCACAUGUCGGAGCAGCGACGCCUCCUGUGAGACAUGGAUAGAUGCAAACAUGUGGGGCGGCUACGACUCGCCCAGGACCACUCGAUCCUGAACCCCCAGAAGUGGCAGUGCGUGGACUGCCACACCACCGAGUCGCUCUGGGCCUGCCUCAAGUGCUCGCACGUGGCCUGCGGCCGCUACAUCGAGGAGCACGCCCUGAGGCACUUCCAGGAGACCCGGCACCCCUUGGCCAUGGAAGUGCACGAGCUCUACGUCUUCUGCUACCUGUGCCAGGAUUACGUCCUGAACGACAACCCCGAGGGCGACCUGAAGCUGCUGAGGAGCUCGCUGUCGGCCAUCAAGGGGCAGAGGAGCGGCAGGACGCUGCGCUCCAUGGCGCUGGCCGAGGACGCCUGGAGGAGGAGGAGCCCUCAGGGCCAGUCCCAGAUGCUGGUGGCGCUGUGGCACCGGCGCCAGGCCCUGCUGGCGAGGGCUCUGCGCACCUGGUUCCACAAGAGCUCCCGGGGGCAGCUGAAGUUGAAGGAGAAGAAGCAGCUGGAGGAGCUGGAGAAGAAGAAGGAAGCGGCUCGGCAGCGGCGGCAGGAGAUGAAGAGGCAGCUCCUGGAGGAGCUGGCCAACACUCCCCCGAGGAAGAGCGCCAGGCUGCUGUCCCACGUGCACAGGGAGAGCUUGAUCCCAAGGAAAUUCAGGGAAGUGGCCACAGCUUCCCCUACCUCAAGGCAGGUGCAGAGCAGCAGAUUCAAGCAGUUCUACUCCAUCCGGCGCCAGCCCCUGAUGACGCCGGGGGUGACGGGGCUGAGGAACCUGGGCAACACUUGUUACAUGAACUCCAUCCUGCAGGUGCUCAGCCACCUCCAGAAGUUCCGAGAAUGUUUCUUGACUCUUGAUCUCUGUGAAACAGAAGAACUUUUAGCUAAAACUGUGAACGGGAGGGCCAGGAUGCCUGGCAGACUGGCAAACGGGGCUGCCGCCGGUGAGCCGGGGAAGCCUGACAGGGUGGGAUCAUCCGGCACACAGAGCUCUCUGGCCAGCCUGAACGGCGGCAGUUUAGAGCUGAUCCAGCCCAAGGAGCCCAGCUCGAAGCACAUCUCCCUGUGCCACGAGCUGCACACCCUGUUCAGGGUGAUGUGGUCUGGCAAGUGGGCCCUGGUGUCCCCCUUUGCCAUGCUGCACUCCGUGUGGAGCCUGAUCCCGGCGUUCCGCGGCUACGACCAGCAGGACGCUCAGGAGUUCCUCUGCGAGCUCCUGGACAAGGUCCAGCAGGAGCUGGAGUCCGAGGGGACCAGGCGCAGGAUCCUCAUCCCCUUCUCGCAGAGGAAGCUCACCAAGCAGGUCCUCAAGGUGGUCAACACCAUCUUCCACGGGCAGUUGCUCAGUCAGGUCACCUGCAGGACGUGCAACUACAAAUCCAACACCGUGGAGCCCUUCUGGGACCUUUCCCUGGAAUUCCCGGAGCGCUACCAUUCCCUGGAGAAAGGCAUCGUGCCCCUGCCCCAGGCUGAGUGCUUGCUGACCGAAAUGUUGGCCAAAUUCACUGAGACAGAAGCCCUGGAGGGGAGGAUCUAUGCCUGUGACCAGUGCAACAGCAAACGGCGAAAAUCUUCUCCCAAACCUCUUGUUCUGAGUGAAGCUAAAAAGCAGUUGCUGAUCUACAGACUACCUCAGGUCCUCCGGCUGCACCUUAAACGCUUCAGGUGGUCUGAGCGCAAUCACCGCGAGAAGAUCGGGGUCCAUGUCCUCUUUGAGCAGGUAUUAAACAUGGAACCUUACUGCUGCAGGGACUCUCUGCCCUCCCUUGCCACUGAGACCUUUGUGUAUGACCUCUCGGCUGUGGUGAUGCAUCACGGCAAGGGGUUUGGCUCAGGACACUACACAGCCUAUUGCUACAACACGGAGGGAGGUUUUUGGGUGCACUGCAAUGACUCCAAACUGAAUGUAUGUAGCGUGGAGGAGGUGUGCAAGACCCAGGCCUACAUCCUCUUCUACACUCAGAGAACGCUGCAGGACAAAGCUGGAAUCCCAGAAAAACAACUCCGAGCUCAGGUGUUUGCCACCCAAAACCAGUGACAAGGACACAAGACUGACAUUCCCAUGAGGGGAAAACACUGCCAGCUUCUUUUGGGAACUUCUGGUGUUCAUCUUCCCCUUCUUUGUGGGGAAAACUGCAGGAAUGGGAUCGGAACAGGGAUGGGAUCAGAGUGGGAAUGGGAUCAG
Cyanistes caeruleus (blue tit) is the source of this 2376-nucleotide messenger RNA. The record is from RefSeq and is a predicted model, not a curated record. NCBI's taxonomy places the organism in Eukaryota, Metazoa, Chordata, Aves, Passeriformes, Paridae.